AUGAUUGCAGUGCCCGUAUCUCCUUCAUCGUCCGGGGGCGGCGCCACCGGCGGGUCAGGCACCCCGCUGUAUCCCGGCGCCACCUCGCACCCACUUUCGUCCCUGCUGUCCCAGCAGAGGCUCCUGGAGCUGUCCCGCUUCGGCCUCAGGCAUUACGACAUCGCGCAUCACGUCCUCAGCCAGCAAGGUGCUGUUACCAAAUUGCUUGGCACUUUACGGCCUCCAGGCCUCAUCGGCGGAAGCAAACCUAAGGUGGCCACUCCUGCUGUGGUGUCGAAGAUAGAGCAGUACAAGCGGGAGAACCCCACCAUCUUCGCGUGGGAGAUUCGAGAAAGACUGAUUUCUGAAGGUGUAUGUACAAAUGCUACAGCGCCGAGUGUUUCAUCAAUCAAUAGGAUACUAAGAAAUAGAGCAGCCGAAAGAGCGGCCGCGGAAUUCGCCAGAGCCGCUGGCUAUGGCCUCUAUGCCGCGCCCUCGCCUUACGGGGCCUUCCCUUGGGCGGGCGGUGGCGGAGUCUGGCCUCCAGGCGGCCUGUCUCUCCCGCCAGGAGUCCCAGUCCCACCAAGCGGAGUACCACACCCUGACGCCGUGCAACAAGGAUUCCUCUCCUCGUCCGGACGCGGCCUCAUCGAUGUUGACGGCGAUGAUUCCGGAUCUUUAGACGGCGAGCAACCCAAGUUCCGACGAAACCGCACCACGUUCAGCCCUGACCAGCUUGAAGAAUUAGAAAAGGAAUUCGAAAAGUCUCAUUACCCGUGCGUUUCUACUAGAGAAAGGCUCGCAUCGAAAACCUCGCUGUCGGAAGCACGGGUCCAGGUUUGGUUUUCCAACAGACGAGCCAAGUGGAGACGCCACCAGCGCAUGAACCUCCUGAAAAGAGGUGGCGGCUCGCCCCCGCACCGCCUGCCCCACUCCCCCUCCCGCUCCCGUUCUCGUUCUUCGUCCCCCUCGCGUUUCCCCUAUCACACCCCCCAAAUGGGCGGCGAAAACAGCGCAUUUAAGUCGCUCGCGCAUCAAGACAGCAACGCACUGAAAGCACUGUCGCACCAGGCGCAGUUCGACACGAACGCACUGAAAGCACUCUCGCAGCAGCCGUUCGAAGGCGAUGCGUUCAAGCACCACCCGGCUUUAGAGAAUAGCGCUUUCAAGGCAUUAGUUCCGCACUCCGCGGCCGCGGCCCUCCUGGCGGCUCAGUCCAUACAACUGGCUCGUGGCUAUGAAUCCCAUUCAGACUCUGACGAGGAGAUAAACGUCCAUGACGAAAGCGACGACGAGGGUGAGAAGCAGAAAAACAAGACUAGGUCCCGGACCCCGAGUCCCGCGCGCCAGCGGGCGGCCCCUAGCGACGUGCCCUUACAGCUCACAAAACACGACCGUUGAUAUCGUCAUCGAAUUUAUUUAUAUUCACAUAAAGUAUUACGAUCAUUCCUAUCGAAUGUUGGAUGUUCCGAAUAAUUAUGUAAAUUAUAAUCCUAGAGUGCUAAUACUCCAGUUUGUUUGUAAAUUAAUGUAAAUAUGUAGGUUGUAAAGUUGUUAAUUAAUUCAAGAAAGAUAAAUGAGUAAUAAAUUCAUGCACAAACAUUUCUAUUAUUUAUUAAAUAUUUCUUAACAGUAACAAUGAUGUGUUAAGUUUCAACUCAAAUGUAAAGUUAUCUUUUGUUUCCUUAUAAAGAAAAGUGUAACCUGAGAUUUUUAUGUUAUAAAUCAAUGUCACGAUAAACAAAGUUUCCUUCAAACACUGUUUUUGAUUGUAAUUUGCAACGAUACCUAAGUUAAUAAAAAUGUAUCUAAAUAUAUUUUUGUAAGUACAAUUUGUGAAAGUCUAGAAUGUAGAAAACCAAAGUAUUAUUUUCAAUGUUGGACAGCACGGUUUAUGGAAAAUAAAAGUUCCUAAUCCACUUAGUACCAUUUCACACAAAAAGAGGAUCUACGUGAGUGAAGUGUUCUGUCUGCAGUUGAUAUAGUCGAAUGGUAAUUAAGUAUAAAUGUUCGCUCCGUAAUGUUUACGAUAAUUGGCACCAUUAAGUAGGUUUGAUUAAGACGGGCACUAAAGAAUCUAUUUAGAAGUCUAGCGUGUUAUGUAUAUAUCUGUUGAACUCGGCACUGUAUACUAUUUAUUGCUUAGAUAAAUAAUUUUAUUGUAAAAUAUUGUAGACAAUUUAUGUAAAUAAUAACAAUUUAAAAAACGUCAAAUAAAAACACAU
This is a messenger RNA of Ostrinia nubilalis (European corn borer), 2204 nucleotides long. RefSeq names its product paired box protein Pax-6-like. The record is from RefSeq and is a predicted model, not a curated record. NCBI's taxonomy places the organism in Eukaryota, Metazoa, Arthropoda, Insecta, Lepidoptera, Crambidae. The transcript is spliced from 6 exons. Gene Ontology annotation, biological process: regulation of transcription by RNA polymerase II; anatomical structure development. The coding region runs from base 1 to 1380 and encodes 459 amino acids. Gene Ontology annotation, molecular function: DNA-binding transcription factor activity, RNA polymerase II-specific; RNA polymerase II cis-regulatory region sequence-specific DNA binding.